Molecule: messenger RNA, 900 nt
Organism: Cylicostephanus goldi
Lineage: Eukaryota; Metazoa; Nematoda; Chromadorea; Rhabditida; Strongylidae
Source: the annotation of a GenBank genome assembly
AGAACCAGUCUAUUUCAAUCUUGCAUGCGAGAUGCUGUCGUCCUCAUCGAAGGUAGCAAAAGACUGGUUGCUUGGCGCAGCUCUGGGUAUUUGCCAUGCUGCUCUGGUGAACGUAGUGUAUCGCUAUGUCCCUGAACCAUAUAUGGACGAAAUAUUCCACAUUCGCCAGACAAGAAGGUAUUGCAAUGGCGACUGGACGUGGGAUCCGAUGAUCACCACUCCACCAGCUUUGUAUCUGCUAGGAAUGCCUUUUUGUGGUUUUGAGCGUUACACAAACAGUGUACUCGUUGCGCUGACGUUUGUCGGAUUCUGUCGAUUCCGAAGGAUGUUCACAAUGGAUUCUGUGCAUACUUCUGCACUUGUAGCCUUGCUUUUUCCGGUAAGUAUUGUAUGUGCUGUUGUUUGGGGAUUCUCGUUGGACUCUCCAUUUCUCUCUUCCCUGUCUUUCGGAGUAGCUGUGUUGACGCGACAAACGAACAUCGUCUGGGCUGGCUUCAGUGCCGCCAUUCGCCUUUUCCGAGGUAUCGAUACGUCCAAGCCUUUUUCUUCUCUGAUUCAUUCUCUUAUAAGCCUUGCAUCCUUUAUUAUCCUUGCACUUUCCUUUAUCGUUUUUGUUUUCAUCAAUGGGGGCAUUGUCCUUGGCGAUGCUUCUGCUCACCAUCCUCGUUUGCAUCUCGCCCAGUUGCUCUAUCUGGCUCUGUUUAUAGCCAUUCACGCUUGGCCACAUGCUCUACCGCGAUUGGCCAAGUUAUGCGCCAGAACUUCUACAAAUAAGUUGCUGAUAGCAGCCGAAAUAAUUUCGCAAAUGGUUGUUUUCAGUUCUGUUUUUUAUCUGUUUCUUUUCAAACCAUUUGAAUGGGCCAAUGAGCCUGGGGCAAAGCAGAGAUUUAUGUGGUGAUG